Messenger RNA from Dufourea novaeangliae, 789 nucleotides. Its product is annotated as methylthioribulose-1-phosphate dehydratase. Gene Ontology annotation, cellular component: cytoplasm. The transcript is spliced from 5 exons. NCBI's taxonomy places the organism in Eukaryota, Metazoa, Arthropoda, Insecta, Hymenoptera, Halictidae. Gene Ontology annotation, molecular function: methylthioribulose 1-phosphate dehydratase activity; metal ion binding. Bases 45 to 737 code for a protein of 230 amino acids. The record is from RefSeq and is a predicted model, not a curated record.
UACCACAGAAUUCAUUGCAAGUUUCCCAGUACAUACUAUUAAAAAUGUCUUUAUUAGAUGAUAAAUAUGAUAAGGAACAUCCACGAAAUUUGAUUCCUGAAUUAUGUAGACAAUUUUAUAAUCUUGGAUGGGUCACUGGUACUGGCGGUGGUAUAUCUAUUAGACAUGGAGACAAAAUUUAUAUAGCUCCUUCUGGUGUUCAAAAGGAACGUAUCAGUCCAGAUGAAAUGUUUGUACAAGACAUUAAUGGAAAAGACUUAGAAUUACCACCAACAGAGAAAAAGUUGAAGAAGUCACAGUGCACUCCAUUAUUUAUGUGUGCAUAUUUAAGAAGAAAUGCAGGAGCUGUAAUACAUACUCAUUCCAAAUUUGCUGUAAUGGUCACAUUGCACUGGCCUGGUAAAGAAUUUCGUGUUACCCAUCUUGAAAUGAUAAAGGGUAUAAGGAAUCAGAAAUUAGGAAGAUCAUAUCGUUAUGAUGAAGAAUUAAUAGUGCCAAUAAUUGAGAAUACUCCAUUUGAAGAAGACUUAAAAGAUGAAUUAGACAAAACCAUUAUUGCUUAUCCAGAAACCUGUGCUGUAUUAGUACGAAGACAUGGUGUUUAUGUUUGGGGUGAUUCGUGGCAACAAGCAAAGACCAUGACGGAAUGUUAUGAUUAUUUAUUUGACAUUGCGUUACAAAUGAAACAAAGUGGAUUAAAUCCUUUAGCUGCUCCAGAGGAUGAUGAAUAUAUUUAAUUAAAGAAAAAAUUUAUGUAUAAAUGUAUAUACAUAUAUUACAAUACAGAUU